Xenopus tropicalis (tropical clawed frog) is the source of this 2272-nucleotide messenger RNA. NCBI's taxonomy places the organism in Eukaryota, Metazoa, Chordata, Amphibia, Anura, Pipidae. The record is from RefSeq and is a predicted model, not a curated record.
UAAGUCUGAGAGAAAUUAGCAACAGGGAACAGAAAAGGGCCGAGCGACAGUCGCUGCCAGCAGUGCAGGAGCAGAGAGGCCGGGAUGGACAGUCGCACCGAGCAGAGCAGUGACCCCCCCAGCAAUGUCCCUGCCCCCAAGGGAAACCAACAUAGAACGCAGAUCCCAGAAGGGACCCGAGAGGCUCUGAAGCGACCAACGUUCAAUGUGUUGGGGAUGGAGAGGCCUCAGAUGCUGAGUCUCCUGGAGCACAUGUUCUACCAACUCGACUUGGUGGCAACGUUCAAGAUGGAGCCCGAAACCCUGAGAUGCUUCUUGAGUUCUGUGCAGGAACAUUACCAGGAAAACCCAUUCCACAAUUUCCACCACGGAUUCUCUGUGGCCCAGAUGCUCUAUUGUGUGAUAUCCCAGUGCCAACUGCAGGAGCGCCUGUUGCCGUCGGAUACCCUCGCCAUGAUGGUGGCCGCUCUGUGCCAUGACCUGGACCACCCGGGGCUCAGCAACUCGUACCAAGUCAAUGCUCAGACAGACCUGGCCAAGCGGUACAACUACAACUCCCCGCUGGAGAAUCAUCACUGGGCAGUGACGCUGCGAAUCCUGAGCCAAGAGAAGUCUAAUCUGUUAGUGAAUGUGGCCCCCGAGCAACUGCCCCACAUACAGCAGGAGAUAAUGGAGCUGAUUUUGGCCACAGACAUGGUGCAUCAUGGGAAAAUCCUGCAGUCUCUUCAACAUAUUGAGACUCUCAGCUUCUCCAACAGGGAACAUGUGACUGCGCUGAAGAAAACUCUCAUUAAACUCUGUGACAUUUCCAACGAGGCUCGGCCGGCGGAUCAGGCAGAAGUCUGGGCAGAUUCCCUCAUGGAGGAGUAUUUCCUGCAGAGCGACCGGGAAAAGGCCGAGGGUCUCCCCGUGACCCCCUAUAUGGACCGGGACAGAGUCAGGAAAGCCGACGCCCAGAGUUCCUUCAUCACCUUCCUACUCCUCCCCCUGUGUGAGGCGCUGUGCCAGCACCUCCCCCAGCUGAGCGACUCCCUGCUGCAGCCCCUGAGGGCGGCCAAGCUGCGCUACCAACAGCAGAUGGACAAGGAGAUGGGGCAGGCCGAGAGACAGGACAUGUGACUCUGUGGGGCAGAUAACUGCAACAUGGAACAUACAGGCAGAUACAUGUAACCGACAUGGAUACGCGCAACCGACAUGGAUACGCGCAACCGACAUGGAUACGCGCAACCGACAUGGAUACGCGCAACCGACAUGGAUACGCGCAACCGACAUGGAUACGCGCAACCGACAUGGAUACGCGCAACCGACAUGGAUACGCGCAACCGACAUGGAUACGCGCUACCGACAUGGAUACGCGUUACCGACAUGGAUACGCGUUACCGACAUACACCUACGUGGGCACGGGAUUCAUUGAGACCCUGUGGGGGCAGGUAUUAAUGGCCGUGGGGGCAGACACUGCUUAAAUAGCCCCCAUGAGGGCAGGUAAUGAAGAGCCCAAUCAGUUGCUCCAUAUCAAACAGAAGCUUAAAGAUCAUGUGACCCAAACUAACAAAUAAUAAAUGAUGUGUCCCUCCCACGCAGAGCCGCCCAAUCGCUCAGUGAUGAUUGGAUGAUCCCUGCACAGGGGUGUGGCACAUACAGAACUACCGGGGACACACCAGGCUGGGGGGCCCCUGUACUACACUGGGGCACAGUGGGGGUCAUUCUUCUACAGAGAAUUGACAUGAGCCCACAAGGCUUUCAGCUGGGGCACCGGGGCCCUGGGGGAACGUAUCUGGUUUGCUGAGGGCCACACUCGCUUUCCCUCUGGUUAACUGCCCAUAUUACCCAUGGGAGGGGCAUCUCUGGCCCCCACUGUGAAACAAUCGCCUGGAUUAGGCGGCUUCUCUCCCCAUUGGCCCCAAAGAGCCAAUCACAAGCCCCCAUAGCCCCCACGCCUCCCUUACUGGGCCACAGAAUCUCUUUCAUUCAGUUCCCAGGAGCGGCCACGGUUACGGUUUCUAUGGGAUUCUGGGAAUAGAACUAAACUCAAAGCCUAAUCCACAGCGGCCAAGAGACUAAAGCAUCAUUAAAGGGUAAAUUCACCUGUACAGUAACCCCUGCAAUAUUAUAGCGGGGCCUAAUCUAGGGCUCUUUCAAUUAAUCUUCAUUUUGUAUCAUUUUUAUGUUGGAAUCAUUACACCCCCUAUUCUGCAUAUGUCCAGCCUACUGUCUGUUUCUAAGGGUCACUGACCCCGGCAACCAAAAAAUAAAUUAUCUUUAUAAUAAUUAA